CAGAAAAUGACACGGAAACCCAUCUUUGUUCGCUUUCGAGGAUCAAAGAUUUAUAUCCUUGCAACUGUGUGCGUGUCACUUUUUACAGAUGUAAGAUCGAGAGCACUAUGUGUGUAUCAGAUCAAUGACUAGACCUGACAAGUACUUGUUUAUUUACAGAUGAUAACAUAUAGUAUUAUUGUUCCCAUUAGUAAGUCUUGAUCAACUAAUCUAUGGUAUGGUUAACAUCAUGUAUAUAGUUCCUUUCACGAUCGAUGCUAUUGAGAGAGGAAGAUCACCGAAUAAUCCUGGGUAUGAUCCAUAUCACUCUGAGCUUCACGAUCCAGGGGACGUCUCGAAGCAAUCAGGUGCAUUGCUUGCUCUUUUUUCUGUUGGUCUCAUUGCGGGAUCUCUUGGCUUCGGUUAUUUAGGUGACCGAUUAAAGCAUCGCCAGGGCUUGAUGCUUGUUGGUAUUCUCGGCCUUAUAGGAUCAACAUUACUCUUUAUGUUUAGCGAAUAUUACUGGGAACUCUUGGUUGCUCGAUUUUUGCAAGGAAUAGCUGAUGCAUGUGUAUGGACUUUGGGUAUGUGUCUGAUAAGCGAUACAUUUCCUAUUGAAGAACUGGGAACUCAGAUGGGUCGAGUUAUGAUGUUCCAUUCUGUUGGCAUGGUUGCCGGUGCACCCAUAGGAGUAGCACUCUACCAAACAAGGGGAUAUAAAGCACCAUUCAUCUUUUGCGUUGCACUAGCUGGCGUUGAUUUACUGCUGCGGUUGUUUCUUGUAGAACGUAAAAAUAAUCCAUCAGAAUGGUUUAUGAAACAAAACGAACAACGAAUUGAAGAGUCACGCGCGGCGACAAUGGAUAGUGAUGCCCCAGAAGAAAAGAAGGAUGUAGUAACCUAUUGGAUGCUCUUGAAACAACACCGGUUGCUGGCGGGCAUGCUCAUGGCUUUCUCAAAUGGUACACUCAUGGGCGUGCUUGAGUCUACAUUGAACGUAAGAUUAGCAUCCGAAUGGGGACUCAAUUCUGGUCAAAUCGGCGUGGUGUUUAUUGCUGCUGUUGCGCCUACCUUUGUCGCUUCCCCACUUGCUGGUUAUCUCGCAGACAAGUUGGGAGCCAAGGUGGUCGUGAUACCUACAUGGAUCAUAGGCAGUGUGGCCACGAUACUCAUGGGUGUUCCUAACAAGUCGACCGCGGGCGGAAUUGCUCCACUUAUCAUUCUGACAGUCAUACAGGGAUUUUGUGUCGCUGCUUUCUUGACGCCUGUUUUGUCCGAAAUGGGACAUGUCGUUCAGUCCUUGAACCCAGAUGGUUCUGAUGACGGGCAAGGUAGAAGUUAUGCGUUGUUCAAUGUUGCUUUUGCCCUAGGUGGUAUCGUUGGUCCUUUCUUGGGUGGUUAUUUGUACAAGGCGAUUGGAUUCUUUUGGGUAAACUUUGUUAUGGGAUGCUUCCUACUAGUCUGUGCCCCUUAUGUGUUUGUGUUUGUUGGAGAAAGAGGAAAGUUUAUUGUGAGGCAAAAGUGUAACGAAGACGAACCCAUUCGUUCUGAGGAUAUAGAAGUGUAUGCUGCUAAAGCCGAGAUGAAGCCUAUGGAAGCGUAAAGGGACUAUUAUUUAUAUCUGCAUACUUCUUUCUUAUUUGCAUAUACAUAUUUUACCUUACUCUGUAAUCAAUUAAUACAAAUCCAUCAUUUUACUCCACGCUUAGUCAUAUAGUUCUGCUUAGA
This is a messenger RNA of Rhizopus microsporus ATCC 52813, 1707 nucleotides long. Its product is annotated as MFS general substrate transporter. Gene Ontology annotation, molecular function: transmembrane transporter activity. The transcript is spliced from 5 exons. Lineage: Eukaryota; Fungi; Mucoromycota; Mucoromycetes; Mucorales; Rhizopodaceae. The record is from RefSeq and is a predicted model, not a curated record. Gene Ontology annotation, biological process: transmembrane transport. The coding region runs from base 230 to 1582 and encodes 450 amino acids.